AUGAGGCUGGUGUCAGGACUGUGCAGAGCCCUGCUGUGGCGCAGGGCCCGGGGCAAUAGCCUGGCACUGCCACCUGAGGCCAAGCCCCAGCCGGAGUGGCUGCGCGAGGUGCGGCUAUUUGGGCGCAGCCUCCUUGGCCUCCUCCUGGGCCUGCUUUUGGCAAGUGCCUAUGGGCUGAUGGCGCUGCUGGUGCACAGGCACGACAUCUGGUACUGCCUGACCAUCACCCUCUUCCUGGGCUCGGUGCUGGGGCUGGGCAUGGCCUUCUCUGUGAAGAUGAGGAUGAUCAUGCUGCUGGCGUUGCCCCACGUCUUCACCAGGGAAGGGAAGAUCCUGGUUAUGGUGUUGGCAGUGUGCCUGACCAUGCAGGGCCCCGGCACCAACGUCCUGCACAACAUCGCCCAGAUCUCCGACACGCUGUCGUGCGGGGCUGAACUGGCCUUUUUGAGGGCGGCGUACCGGGCCAAGGAGCCGCUGCUGAACUUGCAGAACAAAAUCAAGGACCUUUCCCAGAACGCCAAGGUGGUGUGUGACCGCGUUCGCCAGUUCUUCAGCGCCAUCACGGACUCCGUCAGAAUCGGGAGCAUCUGCAACCGGGAGCUGGGCUCGCCCUACACCCGCUGCGUGCGCUCCCUAGAUAAGUCCAAGGAGGACUGCGAGCGUUCCAUCCCCUUCUUCUACCACCUCUGCUACAUCGUCCUCGCCGUCAAGCCCAUGUGCAGCGUGGCUGACAGCAUUGCCUCCAUCUUCUGCAUCAUCCCACAGUACAUCCAGACCUUCGUUCACAGUAAUGUCGUGAAGCCUCUCUCCCUGAUGCCCAGCACCGUGUGGCCUCUUGUCACCUCUGCAGCCCUCACCGAUGCUCUGGAUCGCGUCCGCGAGGAGUUUGUGUUCAACAUCUCGGUCGUACACCAUUACGACGUGAACAUCACCGCCAGCAAAAGCCUGUCAGAGGUGUCCCAGGACAUGAUGCAGGGCGUGCACGAGUACCUGGACCCCAUCCACCGCGGCCUGGAGCUCUUGUCCUACGUCUCCUUCUUGCUCUUCCUCUUCUUGUGCUACCAGGCCGUACGGUACCAGCGCCGCUACAUGUGGGAUGACACUUUUGACAACGUUUACAUCACGAAGCGCUUCGUGGAGUUGGACCUGCGGCGUGCGGAGCAGGGCAGGAACACCGUGCUGCCCCUGACGGCGUGGGAGAGGGGUCGCUACAUCCCCCCAGGUGCGCCGUGGCUGUCCAAGAAGGAGCGGCGCCUGUAUGUACUGCAGCUGUUGCAGUUCCUGCGUCACAUGCUGCUGGGGCUCAGCAUCAUCCUGGCUGACUAUGGCAUCUUCUGGCUGCUUGGCUUGUUCCAGAACCAGCUGAGCGGGGAGAUCACUGCCAAAGCACCGCUGACGAUGAACAUCAGUGUCAGUGGGACAGGCUUCACCAGCGAGAUACUCGAUGAUCUGGUCUCUGCCUUCAACACGCUGCAGCAGGGUGAAGUCUCGGUGCUGUCCCAGCGCUGCCUCAUCCAGCCCAUGGAGCCUGACCACGGGACCUACCUCGCCAUCGGUGUCCUGUACGGCCUCUGGCUCUUCAUCACCAUCUGUGGCUGCUACCUGGCACGUCUGCGCCAGUUCGUGUGCGCCACCUUCCACCCGUUCCGUGAGGAGGAACGCAUGGCCUUCCUCCACAACCUCAUCCUGGCACGGCGCGAGGGGCUGGCGCGCGCCCUGCGCCAAGCUGGCGCACGGAGCACGGCCGACGCUGGGAGAAACAAGGUCUUCGUCAUGCUCAUCUCCAGGUACCCUACCCUCGCCCGCCUCGCUCGCUUCUUGGGCAUCAAGAGCAAACAAUGCCUGACCUGUGGGACGGCAGAGCAGCCAGGUUUCACCGCCUGCUUCACACCUGGCUGCAAAGGGUUGUAUUGCAGCGACUGCUACAAAACCCUGAACGACACCUGCUGCGUGUGCAUGGUCCCCCUGAGCUCCCGGGACUCCGACGAUGACGAGAUAGCAGCUGCCUGGCUGAAAACCCGGCUGGACAAGGAGGAGAGGUUGGAGAGCAAUGAAGCCAACAGCAAGGUUCACUACAAGGAGCGGGCUGAGAUGAGGGACAGCGAUCUGGAGGAGGUGGUGGUCGAGCAGCCACCCACUGACACAGAGAUAAGUGGGAGGCAGAAACCCCCCAACACAACCCUGAAGCGAGUGGCGGUCUCGGUGCUGCCUGCCCCGUGCCAUCGGUUCUUCUGGAGCAAACCGGACCAGUACCGCUGCAGCAAGAUCCUCCUGGGCGCUGGAUUUGGGUUCCUCCUUGCCCUCG
Messenger RNA from Acanthisitta chloris (rifleman), 2305 nucleotides. Its product is annotated as DC-STAMP domain-containing protein 2-like. NCBI's taxonomy places the organism in Eukaryota, Metazoa, Chordata, Aves, Passeriformes, Acanthisittidae. The record is from RefSeq and is a predicted model, not a curated record. Gene Ontology annotation, cellular component: membrane.